This is a messenger RNA of Tricharina praecox, 2454 nucleotides long. RefSeq lists its product as uncharacterized. The record is from RefSeq and is a predicted model, not a curated record. The transcript is spliced from 8 exons. The coding region runs from base 1 to 2454 and encodes 817 amino acids. NCBI's taxonomy places the organism in Eukaryota, Fungi, Ascomycota, Pezizomycetes, Pezizales, Pyronemataceae.
AUGAAGUACGGCGAAGCUCUACCAUUGCGUUCGGUUCAAGAAUGGCUUCCUUAUAACCUUGACUACAACGAAAUCAAGCAGCUGAUCAAACACUAUACGACAAAGAAAAGUCCAGUCGCCAACGGCGAUCCCACUCCGUGCGAGGACGAGCUCUUUGAAGUUUUCCUGGAUCAAUUGGGAAGGAUCGAUCUUUUCGUGAAAAGCAAAGCCGGCGAAAUCGAUCGACGCAUAGCAAGUUGCGAAAGGCAAAUAUUAGAGUUGCAGCGGCGCGCGCCCUCCGCAAAAAGCUCGACGAAAAUUGCUGCACGGUAUUUGAAGAUCGAGCAGGAGAUCGAGCGAGCUGGUCACGAUGUUCAAUCGCUCGCCCGUUUUGUCAACGUACAGCGCACUGGCUUCCACAAGCUCCUGAAAAAGUACCGGAAAUGGACCGGCUCCAGCCGCCUUCCCGACCGUUUUCUCAUCCUGCUGGAAUCGCCGACCGCCUUCCACCGAUACGAUUUCGACCGGAGCGUCCUGGUAGUUUCGGAACUUUUGGCUACGGUUAGGGACAGAAUCAGCAACCUCUCCGACGAUAACCACGAGGCCGUGUCGGCGCCGCCCCAGCAGGGAAAACCUUCGACCAACGAUGGCUUUUCGUCUGAAGAGACCGUCCUACAGCUUUAUGCGCCUGCACCUAACCCAAAGUCCCGAUUGGAGUGGGAUGCUGCUUUUGGGGCCUCGCGUAUCGCUAAUGGCGGCGGUAGGGCGGUCUUUUGGGUUCACAAUGACCAUGUGAUCGAGUUGCAGGUAUUCCUACUGAAGCAUCUCACGCUCCAGGCGUGGACACCGGCAUGUAGCAUUCCCGCUACCCCGCUGGCUUCUAGGAGAAACUCGGACGCGGGCCUCUCGGGGUAUGGAGAUCAAGUCGGUCACGUGGUUCUUGACGAUCUCGGUAGCUUUUCGGAUAUUCAAAACACCGUUACCAUCGACCAGGUUUCCAGGGCCGUCAUGAGAACUGCCGGCCAAGUGCGAUGGUGCUCGCGUGACUUGGAUGCGUCCGUGGUUGUGUCUGAUUACUCUGGUGCCAUCCUGAACACCGAGGACUUGCCAAGUAGCGAAGUGUUGGCAGUGACGACCAGAAGAAAAAACGUCGAAGCCCUGCUCAAUCCCAAGGCCGAGACGACCAGUCUCAAAGAUGGCCAGUGUAUGCAGAUAAAGCAAAGUAUCGACAGGAUGCGCGGGUGGUUCAAUAAGCACCCCGACGUGACGCCGCUCGCGAAGAUUAUGUCUCGCAAAACGCGAUUCAGCGGCUCGAUGGCCGAUGGAGAGGCGUGGGCUUCCCUUGACCGGGAUAUCGUGAUGAGUGCGAACGCUGGCGAGCCCGGUUGGGUGGCAUCGGACGAAGCGGGCGCAGGCAAGCUCGUGGAAUUCCCGCACGCGGUCGUUGAGAUCUUGUGGGAUAGCAAACAAACGCCCGCGUUUGUCGCCGAGCUCAUGCAAAGCCAUAUUGUUGAGAGUGUCCCAGGGUUCUCUCUAGAUGUCCAUGCGAUCGCGGCUCUCUACGAGCCGAAGCAUAUCAAGGACAUUCGCAAGACGCCGACCACCACCAGGCCGAUGCAUAGUCGCAGGAAUUCCUCGCGCGUGGUCUUUUCCAACUCUUCAUCCAAAAACUCGUCCGUUGUCACGGGCGACUCGGGACUGCAAUACCAAAUGUCGACACCGGCAACGUCGGAUGCCGGCGCACUGUCACGGGAAUCCCGGAAGAAGAAGAAGAGAAGGACUAGCAGGCCCUACGACAAGCCCGCGGCCGUCAAUCGGUACUGGAGCGAGUUUGACGACGAGGAGCGCGAGACGCCCUACACCAUUCUUGUGCGCCCUUCAUCUUCCAGCUCGAUGGAGGACGACGACACCGACACGCUUUCCGCGUACAUUGCGCAUCCGGUUCUGAAAGCCGUCUCGCGGUUCAAGCACUUUGGGCGGAAGAAGAGCCACGUGCCGCGCGAACACUCACCACUCCUCCGGGAGCCGGUAGGCCCAGACAGCGAAACCGACAGCGAGACGGAGAUGGGCGGCGGCGGCGGCGGGCUCAAUGACUUCCACGGGUACUCGACGUUCAAGACGCACCACCCCAGCACGGGAAGCCGGGCCGCCUACAAGGCCGGGCACCUGGGCCUCCUGCUCCUGUCCACCUUGAUGCUGCUCGUAACUGGCGCCCUCGCUAUCGGCGAGUCCCUCUCCGGCCACAAACGCCGCAGAAAGAAUAUUGGAAAACACAUUGUCGUCGACUUGAGCGUGUUCGUGGGCGUCCUGGUGUGCAUAGCUUCGGGCAUGAUCGGACUCACUAUCUUCCUUGCCGGUGGAUCAAGGGCCAGCUGGCAGCAUAGAGUCGCCGUGUGGACGACGUUUGCUAUGGUCUGUACAGGCUGCGGCAUCAUCCUCACCGUGGCGAGUAGAGAUAUUGUUGGAAGUGGUUGA